AUGUUUCUUCUUGUAAGUUCCUUUUUCGUUCAAAUCAUCCUGAAAGGCUUUUUUGCAAAAGUUUGUCUUUUCAGAAAGCUUCGGUUUUUGUAGUCCUCCUUCUGGUGGCGUUCUCAUCUGCUGAUCGCGGUAAGAUCCCUUCCAAAUAAUAUUAGAAGGUCUACCCGAAGAGUUCAUAAAAAGUUGUAUUUUUGUACAAUUUAUUUAUUUGCUUCUCAAAAAAUCUUCGACCUAGCUCUGUAUAACUUAAAAAUUAACUUGGAGGUUUUUCUUCCAAUUCAUUAAUCUAAAGGUUAUAUUCGUGUUAGUCAGAACCUUUAUUGAAAGUUAGAGCUCCCAGAAAGCAGUAUGCCUCAGUAGCUUCCAAUAGGAAAAUUCGCGUGAUGAAAGAAAAUUUUGUUUUUUGGGUUCAGUUGAAAGUGUAUUGUUUAAAAAGAAGCCGUAGAGCUUCGAGGUGCGAGCAAGUGUUUCCAAGGCAGAGCGAGUUGAACAGAAGGCCUGUGGUUUGAUUUGGAGUCCAGAGACAGUUGCAGACGACAGCGCAGAGUACAACUCGAACAGCAACCGCGGGAAUCGGCUGCUGACGUCGUACCCCUACAACAACGGCUACAACAGCAACGGCUACAACAGCAACGGCAACCGAGCCGGCUCGUCCUACGGAUACAGAGACUACAACUCCCAAUAUGGAAACACCGGCUACAACUCCGCUUACGGCAACUCCGGCUACAACGGCGGCUACAAUUCCAACCAACCUCAGUACCGCGGCCAACAGUACUACGCGGACCGCUACGAUAACAGUCGCGAAUAUGGGAAAUAA
Caenorhabditis auriculariae is the source of this 817-nucleotide messenger RNA. Lineage: Eukaryota; Metazoa; Nematoda; Chromadorea; Rhabditida; Rhabditidae. The record is from the annotation of a GenBank genome assembly.